CGGCCCUGAAGGGCGCCCAUGGAGCCGGGCUUGCCGGCUCGAGAGACAGCAAUGGCGCCGCUGCUGGAGUAUGAGCGGCAGCUGGUGCUGGAACUACUGGAGGCGGACGGGCUGGUAGUGUGCGCCCGCGGGCUCGGCGCGGACCGGCUCCUCUACCACUUCCUCCGGCUGCACUGCCACCCGGCGUGCCUGGUGCUGGUGCUCAACACGCAGCCGGCCGAGGAGGAGUAUUUUAUCAAUCAGCUGAAGAUAGAAGGAGUUGAACAUCUCCCUCGCCGUGUAACAAAUGAAAUCACAAGUAGCAAUCGCUAUGAGGUGUACACACAAGGCGGUGUGAUAUUUGCAACAAGUCGAAUACUUGUGGUUGAUUUCUUGACUGACAGAAUACCUUCAGAUUUAAUUACCGGCAUCUUGGUGUAUAGAGCUCACAGAAUAAUCGAGUCUUGUCAAGAAGCAUUCAUCUUGCGCCUCUUCCGACAGAAAAACAAACGUGGUUUUAUUAAAGCUUUCACAGACAACGCUAUUGCCUUUGACACCGGCUUUUGUCAUGUGGAGAGAGUGAUGAGAAAUCUUUUCGUAAGGAAGCUGUAUCUGUGGCCAAGGUUCCAUGUAGCAGUAAACUCAUUUUUAGAACAGCAUAAACCCGAAGUCGUAGAAAUUCAUGUUUCUAUGACACCUGCCAUGCUUGCUAUACAGACUGCUAUUCUGGACAUUCUAAAUGCAUGUCUAAAGGAACUAAAAUGCCAUAACCCGUCGCUUGAAGUUGAAGAUUUAUCUUUAGAAAAUGCUAUUGGAAAACCUUUUGACAAGACAAUCCGCCAUUAUCUGGAUCCUUUGUGGCACCAGCUUGGAGCCAAGACUAAAUCCUUGGUUCAGGAUUUGAAGAUAUUACGAACUUUGCUGCAAUAUCUUUCUCAGUAUGAUUGCAUCACAUUUCUUAAUCUUCUGGAAUCUCUCAGAGCAACAGAGAAGGCAUUUGGUCAGAAUUCAGGUUGGCUGUUUCUUGACUCCAGCACCUCAAUGUUUGUAAAUGCUCGAGCAAGGGUUUAUCAUGUUCCAGAUGCCAAAAUGAGUAAAAAAGGCAAACUGCCUGAAAAACUGGAGAUUAAAGAAGAGCAAGAAACAAGAAAGGAACUGGUCCUAGAAAGCAACCCAAAAUGGGAAGCACUCUCGGAAGUAUUGAAAGAAAUUGAGGCAGAGAAUACGGAGAGUGAAGCCCUUGGUGGUCCAGGACACGUUCUCAUUUGCGCAAGUGAUGACAGGACCUGUUCCCAGCUGCGAGAGUACAUCUCUGUCGGAGCAGAGACCUUCUUGUUGAGGCUCUACAGGAAAACCUUUGAGAAGGACAGCAAAGCCGAAGACGUGUGGAUGAGGUUUAGGAAGGAGGAUGGCUCAAAGAGAAUUAUGAAAUCCAACAAAAGGCCCAAAGGCCUCCGAAACAAAGACAGGGCUUCUGCCAAAGAGAGGGCUCUCAAAAAGAAGAAACCAAGGCUGACUUUAACUCAGAUGAUGGAACAAUCUGAAGAACUGGAGGAGGAGGGGGCUGUCGAGGAGGGCUGUACGAGAGACCUAAGCAGUAGCCCUGAAAGCUGCUUAGAAGAAAUUAAGCACGAGGAGUUUGACUUAAACGUGUCCUCUGAUGCCGCGUACGGAAUCAUGAAAGACCCCCUCACCAUUAUCCACCCACUCCUGGGCUGCAGCGACCCCUACGCUCUGACACGGGUGCUCCACGAGGUGGAGCCAAGAUACGUGGUCCUGUACGACGCAGAGCUGACCUUCGUGCGUCAGCUUGAAAUUUACAGGGCAAGUCGGCCCGGGAAACCCCUGAGGGUUUACUUUCUUAUAUACGGAGGUUCAACCGAGGAACAACGCUAUCUCACUGCUUUGCGGAAAGAAAAGGAAGCUUUUGAAAAACUCAUAAGGGAAAAGGCUAGCAUGGUUGUCCCUGAAGAAAGAGAAGGAAGAGACGAAACGAACCUCGACCUCGUAAGAGGCUGUGUAUCUGCAGGUGCUCCCACCGACACACGCAAAGCCGGCGGCCAGGAACAGAAUGGUACCCAGCAAAGUAUCGUUGUGGACAUGCGCGAGUUUCGAAGCGAACUCCCAUCUCUGAUCCACCGUCGGGGCAUUGACAUUGAGCCAGUGACCUUAGAAGUCGGAGACUACGUGCUGACUCCAGAAAUGUGCGUGGAGCGCAAGAGCAUCAGUGAUUUGAUCGGCUCUUUGAACAACGGCCGCCUCUACAGCCAGUGCGUCUCCAUGUCCCGCUACUACAAGCGGCCGGUGCUUCUGAUAGAGUUCGACCCCACUAAGCCCUUCUCUCUCGUGUCCCGAGGCGCCUUCCAUCAGGAGAUCUCCGGCGGCGACAUCAGCUCCAAGCUCACGCUCCUCACGCUGCACUUCCCCAGGCUCCGCGUCCUCUGGUGCCCCUCCCCGCACGCCACCGCGGAGCUGUUUGAGGCGCUGAAGCAGAACAAGCCACAGCCGGACGCGGCGACGGCCAUGGCCGUGACAGCCGAUUCCGAGACCCUCCCCGAGGCAGAGAAGUAUAAUCCCGGUCCCCAGGACUUCUUGUUAAAAAUGCCAGGGGUAAAUGCCAAAAACUGUCGCUCCCUGAUGACCAACAUUAAGAACAUCGCCGAAUUAGCAAGCCUGUCCCUCGACAAGCUGGUGCUCCUGCUGGGGAACGUGGCAAAUGCCAGGCAGCUCUAUGACUUCAUUCACACCUCCUACGCAGAGGUCAUCUCCAAAAGGAAAAUGGAAAAAUGAACAGUGGUGCCUGUUUUCUUAUUCCGUGAAUGUGCUUCUCAGCUGCUCCUUGCCUGCCCUCACAGGUCUUUAUUAAUUAUUAGCCCAGUAGCUCAUUCUCUGCCAGUCUUUGAAUGAUUAGGCUGUUUCCUGGGUCAGGGGGCCAGAGGCCAAGACUGGGCUCUGAACUUUGCGUUCAGGAAUCAUUUUUACUUCCCACGCCUGCUCUCCUCCUUCCCUGCACCAUCCAUGCCAGGUCUAGUACGUUCCAUUUUUACAUGAGGUGUUGUCAGGAUCAGGGAAAGUGUCUGCAGGUGUUUAUAGAAGGCCAUUUCUGAAACAUGCAAAAACUUAGAUUUCCUCCACAGACUGAAAACGCACCAUCGUGCUCUUACACUCUGUCUACAGAGGGGCUCCCAGGACAAGAAGGGAACAUCUCUGCCAUUCCCGACCUGUUCUCCCCUCCAGGUUUUCCUCAGCUGCGUGCUUCUCCCACCUGUCUGCCUCUGGGAUACAUUCGUGGGGACUUCCGACUGCUAACUGAAGAAAGGCAGCCACCCUAAGCCCGGCCGACCGGUCUUCUGAUCACCUGGAGAUGUGUAGCACGUACUAUAGCUGGAUUGUUCAAAACAUAAAAUGAAUUACCUAUUUACAGAAUUGGAUGACGUGGGUGAAGGAGCCCUGAAAAUGCUCAGUUUUUAUAGCUAUUUAUCCUCCUAAGUCCCAGCAGAGUCUCUUAGACUUCCUCCUUCCCAGCCUCUCCUCCCCUGUCCUGGGACCCCCAGCUCGGGUCCUCUCCCGGGUCUCCGCCCCCCACAUCCCUGUGCCAGAGCAGCCUCCUGCGCCUCUGUGUGGGGACUGCCACGCAAGCAAAGGGGGGACCCACAGCGUUUAAGAUUUGAUUUUCCUUCCUUGAGUCAGAAGGGUUGUAAGGAGAUGGAAGGUCAAUGCAUAGAAUAUAUAAAAAUCCUAAAUAAAUAUUUAUAUAUUUUAAAAUCCAUAAAGAAAACAGUCUCAUUCCAAACCUACUUCUGGUCCUUACUGAAGUAUACGUACAGGACAUUCACAGCAUCUUUGUGCAGUUUUUAAACUUUUAUAUUGAAACAUUAUGAACUUAGGUAUGAUUCACAUGUUUAGUGAUGAGUAGUAAGUUUUCUACCUCAAGAGCUGCUGUAGACAUCAGUUCCGCUGGCCGCAUCACAUAGGGUCACGUUUUGUCGGCCGUGUUUUUAUUUGUUACACUGUUGGAACUCGGAGUCGACAGUGGACCAUGUAACGCGAAGUGGUCUUCAACUUUAACAGAAGUCUUUCAACUGUCAUCUCCAAACCAAACCUUUCAUCUUGAUUUCUUGGUAUGUCGACAUAUGUUGAAGUGUAUGGAUUUUCAACUCUAUACAAGGAUACCACAAGAAUGAAUUAAGGGGUAUCCAGGAACCAUAUUUCUUAUCAUCUAACUCUCUAGAGUGAUUUGGAGAGGAGAGAAGAAGACAAGAAACAAAAAUUAGUUUAAGGCAGAAUAAAGAUUUGGGCUACUAAUUUUGUCCCAGGGUUAAAAAUAUACCCUUGAGAAUAGGAAAACGAAAAUGUCAGGCACAUAUGUUAACUUUCACUUUUGUAUGCAUUUCUUUAUUUAAGCAUUCAGUCAUAGUUGAAAGUACAUUAAAAUAGAUACCACCUCAAAUAGUAAUGGUUAUUAUAAUUUUGCUUCACUCUAUCCUAGCACUUCUGCUUGAGAAAUGUAAUUUCUGUUUUUUUCUCCUGGUAUAAUUCCACCUGCCUUUUAUUGUUCUUUCAUUACUUAAAAGGAAAAUCCAAACAGAGCACAUUCUUUGAUAAGGGUUUCACUCCAAGUUAAGUUUUCAAAAAUAAGCUCUCAAAGCUACCAUUUUAAAUAGUCCUUGUUAUCUGCUACAACAUAGAAAACAGUCUUAGUUGUAUUUAGAGAGCCAGUGUCUUCUGGCUCCCAAAUUCUGUUAUUUGCUGUUGUACCUACUAGACAUCUUAAGACAGUGCACCAGCUCAUGUGUGUUUGAAUUAUGAACGAUAGUGUCUAAUGAACUCUAAAAUGGUCAUUAUAGUUGAAAGGCUCUCACUGCCACUUCCUCUCCCAACGAAAUAAAUAUAUUUUAGUGUCUCCAGUUGUGGAAAGCCUUCAAUACAACCAUCAUGUAUGUACUUUUGCCAGAUUCUUUUACAAUUUUUACAAUCUAAGAAUCUUUGGCAAAGAACUAGAAAUGCAUGCAGUUGCAAAAAACUAUAUCACUUUAUUUUCUAGCAUCAUUUUAUUAACUUUGCCUUUUUCUUUCAAAAUCACGAACAUCCAGUUUACUUAUGAACUCAUG
Molecule: messenger RNA, 5090 nt
Organism: Balaenoptera ricei (Rice's whale)
Lineage: Eukaryota; Metazoa; Chordata; Mammalia; Artiodactyla; Balaenopteridae
Gene: ERCC4
Product: ERCC excision repair 4, endonuclease catalytic subunit
Exons: 11
Coding region: 19-2769 (916 amino acids)
Biological process (GO): double-strand break repair via homologous recombination; resolution of meiotic recombination intermediates; nucleotide-excision repair involved in interstrand cross-link repair
Cellular component (GO): nucleotide-excision repair factor 1 complex
Molecular function (GO): damaged DNA binding; single-stranded DNA binding; single-stranded DNA endonuclease activity
Source: RefSeq, a predicted model, not a curated record